ACAAUUAUUAGCUGUCGUUCAAAUAUACACAAGUCAUUUUUUAGGAACCAGAGUGAUGUUAGUGGUAAAACGCGAUACAGCGAUAAACUAGCACACCACUACGACUCCAGCGACAUAUCACUGAUGUGACAGGUUGGGUGAUAUCGCGGGGGGAACUUUUAAAAAGACCAAAUUACUCUGUAACCACUUAAGGAGGCGGAUAUUUGUGGGUGUUUUUGGAGCAGGGGUGCUAGUGACAGUAACCUCGAACGACAGAGUGAAGGGUUAGCUUGAACAGUAAAGCUAGCCUCUCACCUGAAACAACUCUGCUGUCAUUUGAGAGAGGACACCAGGAGAAAAACAAGCGCUUGCCUUUGGCACAUUUUAACUUGCACAUUAUCCGUUCGACAGAUCGUCGGCAAUAAAAUCAUUUGCCUUUAAAAGCAAAAACAAAAUCAAAGAAGCCUGCACCAGAGUUUAAGAACGUUUCUGUAUUGGGACGAGAAGCAGGUUGUGUACAACAAACCCUCAUCGGAUUGUGUUGAAAAUAUCAGUGGUAUUACUAAACAUGACGGCUAUCGGAAUGGUGCAGAUGCUGAUCGAAGCAGCCGAGUAUCUUGACCGGAGGGAACGAGAAGCUGAACAUGGCUAUGCCUCCAUGCCUCCCUUCAUUAGCAGUCGAGAGAGAGAGAGCUUGAAAAGGAAGAACAAAAGCAAGAAAAACACAAGUAGCAGAACCCAAGGUUGUUUCAGAUUAAGGUCACAAACAGAUGGCCUUGAUAUUCUCCUUCAGGAUUUUUUGUUAGACAGCAGACUUCCUGGUUCCAUUUAUCUCAGCAAGUCUUCCAAAAACAAGUCUACACACAAUGAAAUGGAAAAGAACAGACGGGCACAUCUACGACUGUGUUUAGAGCGACUUAAAUCCCUGGUUCCUUUGGGUCCGGAUGCCAACAGACACACCACCCUGAGCCUGCUGAUGAAGGCCAAAGAUCACAUCAAGAGGUUGGAGGAGAGUGACAGAAGAGCUCAACACACCUUGGAGCAGCUUCAGAGGGAGCAGAGACAUCUGAGGAGGCGUCUGGAGCAGCUUGGGGUGGAGAGAAACCGCAUGGACAGCACCGGCUCCACCAUGUCCUCUGACAAAUCCGACUCUGAUCAAGAGGACCUGGAUGUGGACGUGGAGGGAACAGACUACCUGCUGGGUGAUCUGGAGUGGAGCACCAGCAGUGUGAGUGACUCAGGGGACGAGCGGGGCAGCCUGCGCAGCAGCUGCAGUGACGAGGGCUACGCCAGCGCCAGCCUGCAGCGUCUGCAGGACACUCAGGAGAGAGCCAAGCAGCUGGGCUGCGGCCUAUAAACGUCACGUGAACACCGUCCUAUCAGAAUGUGUCGCCACGUCCUGGUCAUGUACCCACCUCACCCUACCAGGACUAACCAAAUCCGAGGGUUCUCAUCCAGCAAAGCAUUUUGACUGUCAUCUAGACCCGAGCAUCUUUGCCCACAGUCGGUACGUCAUCAGCUAACGGUCUUUAGGGGUUAGCUUCUCUGCACCAAUCAAACAUGUCAGGUCCCUCUAUCUUUCAGCCAGAGAAUGUCACCACACAAUAUCCCACUGCCUCUUCUCUAUGUCUCAAGAGCCAUGGGAAGCACUUAUGAGAUUUUACACACACAUACACACACACGCACACACUCCACUAUCCAUCCUCGCUGUCCAGUAAGACCAUGCUCCAAAAAGGUGUGACACAAGUCUGGCUUUUUGGUCUGGUCAGUCAUUUGUGCGUCACAUUUUUUUGCUUGAAAAUAUAAAGGCCCUCUUUAUACUACAGCAGAAAUGUCAGCAGUCCUAUAGAGAGGGUGUUGAAAGACAUUUUGAGUGGCCUGUCUGGGCUGCACAGCGUGGAAGAGUUUUUGGAAACUUUAAAAACAAAGAGAAAAGAAAAACUUAAAAAAAAAAAAUGUGUCAGGGAACUGCAAUAUGAGCCUCACUACCAAGGCAUCUUUACCCUGGCAUUUUUGGUCCACACUUGGACACUGGAGGAUUUGGAGUCGGGGUGAAGGGUUGACACUUUUUGACACUCUCUGAUGACUGUGUUUUUAAUUUAUGUGUAUGUGUGUGUGUGUGGGUCUGUAUCUGUAUGUCUGAGCGUUUGAAUGAUAGAGGUCACCAAUCAGUUUCUGAGACCAGCCACUAGGCCGACUAGGUGCUGGUGCAUUUUUGUCCACUACUUCUCGACCGGGUGUCACCUGGGAGGGAAAAGUUUACCUGUUGAGAGCAGUCGAGAGGCUGGAGCACAUUCCACUGUGUAGGGCAGAUAGGCAAGUGAGGUUGAGAGCAUUCUUUUCUUUUGGUAGCAUGUAGAUGUUCCUACUACCAUCAAUUUACGAAAAGGAGAGUCACGCAAAAAAAAAGAGAAAAAGAAUGACUGGAAGGGAUGGGCAUUCGACUAAAUGUCCUUGUUUGAUUCAUUGAGAAAGUUAAGUCCAUUGGUCAAGCAUGAUUUUUCAUAUUACUUUUCUUCAUACUACAGUGGAUAAGUUGAUGCUGUUUAUGUCGACUGACUCAAGUCCCAGUUCACCAUGUACAGUGGAACCUCAGAUAGCGUCAUUAAUCCAGUUCCAGAAGGUCUGACUCUAACCGAAACGCACUCUUUUAAGUUUUCCCAUUAGAAAUAAUGCAAAUCCAAUUAAUGUCUUCCAGACACCCAAAAAUAUUAACACAAAACACUUGCAACUUUCUUUGGCUCCAGUGUGGGUUAUUUUGCAUCAAAAAAAGCAGAGACUUGUGGUGUAACUGUGUUAGUUAGCAAAGAACUGCUGAUGAUGUCAUAGACGGGUGACACAGCUGGGGGACAAUGACUUCCUCUUCCAGUUUCCAUGCAAACACAGGGAUGUUUUGUGAUAAAAUACGUUACAAACACAGCUGAACUCACCCAUAAUAUUAAUAACACGACGAGACACGUGGUGUAUUCUAUGCUAUGUUUAACAUAUGCGAACUGAGGCAAACAUUUUUGGAAAUGGAAAAAUACAUUAACUGUGGUGUACCUUAACCGAGGAUCCACUGUAGUCUUAUUACUAAAAAUUUAUGAAAUUUAUCACCGUUGUAAGUACUUUCCCCACGUUCCAAUCGUCUUAUUUUUUUUAUGGGGGCUGGGGCAUAGGACAGGACAGGACAGGACAGGACAUGACUGCGUGGCUACCCUGACACCAGUUUCGCCCCCUCUUUGUGGAAAAUGAUAAUGGUAUAACUACGCUCAAGAUGCUCCGAUCCUCUCCGUAUUUUAUAUGGUGUCUGGAAGAAAGACUUUGCGCAUGUAAAAAAUCAUGGUCAAAGCUAUUUUCGAUUGUGUCUACAACCACUUAUGUUGACAUUAUGUUGACCGGUCUGAGGACUGUCGACUUAAACAGGUUCCACUGUGUAGAUACACUCUGAGCAAAAUUUCAAGACCAGUUGAUUAAUUAUAUUUUGCACUGUUGGCUCUUAAGAAGGUUCUAAGUAAAGCUUCAAAAUGCAAAAAGAUGAAGUGGGAGUGAGUGAGUGCUUUUGAGUAAGCAAUCUAUUGCAAACAGCCAUUAGAGUGAAAUAGGCUGUUCAUCGACUGAUCAAAAGUUUAAGACCAUUGGCUUUUCCAUCCAUCCAUUUUCUAUGCCGCUUCUCCUGUUUAGGGUCGCGGGGGUAUGCUGGAGCCUAUCUCAGCUGACUUCGGGCGAGAGGCGGGGUACACCCUGGACUGGUCGCCAGCCAAUCGCAGGGCACAUAUAGACAAACAACCAUUCACACUCACAUUCAUACCUAUGGACAAUUUAGAGUCACCAAUUAACCUAACAUGCAUGUUUAAAAGCCAAAAUCUUGGCAAAAAUGUCGAUUAAAUGUAAUUUUCUGUCAGGUAUUGCCACUGUCAUGAUCUCUAAAGGGUAAAAAAACGUUCAGUCUUUGAGUGCAUUUGAAUUGGUGAGCUGCAGAAGCAGGCCUCUUGCAGCAUGCCACUGCUGCUGAGGUUGGACACAGUAAAACAGUCAUUUCAAACUUCUUUAAAGAUCCUGAAGGUGAAGGAACAACAACAGGACAACUCUGCAAUUCACAAUGCCCGCCUGAGAAAGAACUUUCAGAGGAAUAACCUCACUCUUUUGGACACCCUGCGUGUUCCCCUGAUCUAAAUUAAAUUGACAUUUGGGGAUGGAUUGCAAGGGAAGUUUACAAAAAUGGACAUAAGUUCCAGACAGUGUAUGCCCUCCAUGAAAACAUCUUCACCACAUUCCCACUAGCAUCCUGAAAACACAGGCAUCAAGCAUCCAUCCAUCUUCUACCGCUCAUCCAGGAUCGGGUCGCGGGGGCCUACGCAGGGAGGCCCAGACUUCACUAUCUCUGGCCACUUCAUCCAGCUCCUCCCGGUGAAUCCCGAGGCGUUCCCAGACCAGUUGGGAGACAUCGUCUCUCCAGCAUGUCCUGGAUCUUCCCCGAGGCCUUCUACCGGUCGGACUUGCCCUGAACACCUCUCCGAGGAGGCGUCCAGGAGGCAUUCUGACCAGAUGCCCAAGCCACCUCAUCUGGUACCUCUCAAUGCAGAGGAGUAACGGUUCUCUCUCGGAUGACAGCGCUUCUCACCUUAUCUCUAAGGGAGAGCCCAGCCACCCUACGAAGCAAACUCAUUUCGGCCGCUUGUAUCCGCGAUCUUGUCCUUUCGGUCACUACCCAAAGCUCAUGACCAUAGGUAAGGGUAGGAACAUAGAUUCGACCGGUAAAUUGAGAGCUUUGCAUUUCGGCUCAGCUCCCUCUUCACCACAACGGACUGAUGUAGAGUCCGCAACACUGCAGACGCCACACCAUUUUGCCUGUCGAUCUAGCAUUCCAUCCUUCCCUCACUCGUGAACAAGACCCCAAGGUACUUAAACUCCUCCACCUGAGGCAGCAUCGCAUCCCCGAACCGGAGAUGGCACUCCACGCUUUUCCAGACGAGAACCAUGGACUCCGACUUGGAGGUGCAGAUUCUCAUCCCAGCUGCUUCACAUUCAGCUGCGAACCGAUCCAGUGAAAGUUGAAGUUCACGACUCGAUGAAGUCAGCACGACCACAACAUCUGCAAAAAGCAGAGACCCAAUCCUGCAGCCACCAAACCGGAACCCCUCAACGCCCUGGCUGUGCCUAGAAAUUCUGUCCAUAAAACUAAUGAACAGAAUCUGUGACAAAGGGCAACCCUGGCAGAGUCCAACCCUCACUGGAAACAGGUCUGACUUAUUGCCAGCAAUGCGAACCAAACUCUGACACCGGUCAUACAGGGAACGAACAGCCUGAAUUAGCUGGUCCGAUACCCCAUACUCCCGGAGUACUCCCCACAGAAUUCCUCGAAGAACACGGUUGAAUGCCUUCUCUAUGUUCACAAAACACAUGUAGACUGGUUGGGCAAACUCCCAUGCACCCUCAAGGACCCUGCUGAGAGUGUAGUGCUGGUCCACAGUUCCAUGAGCAGGACGAAAACCACACUGUUCCUCUUGAAUCCUAUAUUCAACUAUCCGGCGGAUCCUCCUCUCCAGAACCCCUGAAUAAACCUUACCAGGGAGGCUGAGGAGUGUAAUUCCACGGUAGUUGGAACACACCCUGUGAUCCCCCUUCUUAAAAAGGGGGACCACCACACCGGUCUCCCAAUCCAGAGGUAGUGCCCCUGAUGUACACAUGAUGCUGACACAGCAUUUCAUUACUCCUUUUUUGAACAUUUAUUUCUAUUUUGGGGGGGAUUGAGCUAUGGUCUUAAACUUUUAAUCAACUGAUGAACAGCCUAUUUCAGUUUAAUGGUUGUUUACAAUAAAUUGCUUACUCAAAACAUUUUUUGUCUCACUCACAUUUCCUCUUUGUGAAUUGUGAAGCUAUACUUCGAACCUCCCAACAGUGCACAAUUUAAAUUAUUGCAAUUUUUCAAGUGAUCUUACAAUUUGGAUGAGGAGUGUAUAUAUUGAUCAGAAUAAUGUUCCCUCGUGUAGUCGUGUUGUGAUGGAGGUCUGCAGGGAUGUCGCUCAUGACAUCAAUUAUGCCCAUCCAUCAUGUCAGGUUGAGUUUUUAUCGUGAGCGCCAUCCAAUAGAGGACUCCAAUCUAUUUAUUCUGUGCUAAAACCACAAACGAUCUCUCCUUUGCCUUGCCUCGAUAGCCGUCUAUUGUUUUGGAAGAAAUGUACACCUUUUAAUGUAAAUAGUUUACAGAAAGAUAUCUAUGUCUAUCAGAAGUAUUUAUUAGAGCUGCAAAAUCUAGAGAAGGAUAUAAAUAUAUAUUUCAUUAGUUCUACCCAGCUUUUGUUCUUUUCGUGAGGUUUUGUGCCGUUUGUUUGCACAGAAUAGUCAAUCCAUAGAAUAUUUAGAAAUGUCUCUUGUGCCUCCAGUCUGUGUGUGUGUUCACAAGUUGGGCGCGGAUCUCUUAGAAGAUGAAAUGUUACUUGGUGGUUGAUGGUCCUCCUUAGCUGUUUUGCAGUGCCACCGAGCCCUAAGACAAAAAAAAUGUCAAUCAAGUAUGAAUCAAGUAUAAAACAGAGAAGGUGGUGGUUUAGUGUGUAGGAGCCUCAAAGACAUCCCGUGAGAUUUCAUCUCCUUGUUUGGUCAGGAAGCCGCAUGCGGUGUGAGGAUUGCAGUUUGUUUUGAAUGUAGAUGUCCUCCAUCCUGCAGCCGGCGCAUCCGCUUGGUGCCAAAGGAGUCCCCCCGCCCCCUCACUUGUGGCUCUCAGUUCAAGCAUGAAGAUGGUACACCAAAAUAAAUGAAAAUAAAAAGCAACAAAAUCCGAAAAAUAGUUAAUAGUCUAAGUGUGGAAUGCUGCUUUUUUUUGUAAUCCAGAAAGUAACCGUGUAGCAAUGUUUUAAAGAGGGUGUGAAGGGAAAUGGAUUGAAAAGAGGUUGUGACUGUGUGCGUGUGUGUGUGCGUGUGUGUGUGAAUGCGUGCGUGCAUCCUUGGGAAUUGAUAAGGUACAUCUCGAUAAACAUACAUACAUGGGAUCCCCGUGCAUUUGCGAUCCAGCAAGUUUGUGGAUUUUUGUUUUUAAAAAGUGAACAAUGGCAGUUGAAGAGAAAACGGGAGGAUUAUGGAGCUGAAUCUAAUAAUUACAAGUCACUUUUUUUUUUUGAUGUUAAAAUGUUGAUCCGAACUGGGACGAGAAUGUCAACAUCACGGUUUUUUGCCAUUCAGUGGUGGCCCCGGAACAUCACUUCUGCAAAAAGCAGGGAUCUACUCUAUUUGAGUUUUACAGACUUGGGCGCAGUAUUUUGUCAUCCAUAAAAUAUAUACCAUGUGUGACCUUAAACUGGAACGAGUGAAAGCCAAAAGCGGUUAUUUAUUACAGUGCUCGCAUUAACACUUUUAUCGAGAUGUAACUGCAGUGGAACCCGUAUAAGUUGACCCCGCUUAUGUCGACAACUCAUCAAGUCGACCAACUCAAGUCCUGGUCCACCGUGUCCUCAUUACGUGUUAGUCGAUGUCGACAUACAUGGUCAUUUCUCUGAUAAUGAGUCCUUUUAUGUCGACGUGUUAUAGUAUUGUUGACUUCAUCAUUAUCACUUGCGUCUUUUUGCAAAGAUUUGUCAAAACCGGGAGCGGCAAAAGGAACGGAACGGCAAAGAAAGGCAAGGUUCUUUCUUCUUUGACGGUGGACUUCUCAGCCAUUCUUUCUUAUCCCUUUCCGCACCUGAGAAAAUGCACCCAUUUCAAUUUUUCACAAAUGGAGGAAAACUGCGUUAAAAAGGUUAAAAAAUCCUUAUCCUUAUCAUCCAUUCUCAACCGCGAGGGGUCCAAUCUGAGGGGUGUCUUCUUCAACGGGUUCUACUGUAAUAGACGUUUAUUCAGUCAAUGUCCUCAGAGAGAUUUUGGGGGGGACGGGGGGAGUAAUGGUAGUUUUGAGAACAUAAAAGCACUUUUUGUUUAGCUUUUAAUUAAAUAAAAAAAAACAUCAACCUGACGGAAGAUUCAUGCGUUAGCAUUAGCAUUCGUUUUCCCAUCCAUGGCCUGCGUGUCUUCCGCCAAUCAAACACGUGCAACUCCCCUCCUCCACAUGCUGCAUUGGCAUCUGUGGUGCAGGCCAGGUGGGUAUAAUGGGAGGGGUUAGUCUUUAAGACCCUGGUGCUUUUAACACCUGUCUUAAAAGACAGGUGUUUAGUCUCAAAGAACAACCAGCUGUUUAAGCUACAGGUUCCAGCAUGGGUGGAUCUUGUUUAUGUUUGUAAGAUUUGUGCAUUGUGACUAUUAAUGUUUUGAAAAUGUAAAACCCCAACAAAAAUACACUACAUGUUUGAAUAUGAUGUAUUGAAACGUAUGGCACGCAUUCGUACAACAAGACAGACACAGCUUGGUCAUACAUCCAUGAAUGUCAUUGUCACCUGAUGCUGCCUUUCUUCUAAGAAGGCUCACGUCUGUGUUCAAAUACAACCUAAAGGUGGACAUUUUGUGCACUUCAUUUUUAAGAAUUGGAGAACUGAAAGACGCCACUUGGAAUAUGUGGCAGCAAUUUAUAUUUGCCAGAGAAAGCAAUUAAAACAAUUUGAAACCCUUGUUUAUCUACCUAGAACUUUGUCGUUGUGUUUAUUUUACAAGACACAGGAAUGUUAUUAUACUGUGCCCUUCAAAAGUAGUGAGGUCAAUUCCUUUACUAUUGCUGUAGACUGAAAACAUUUGGGUUUGACAUCCAAAAGAUGAAUAUGAGACCAGUGAGCAACAUUUCCUCCUGUGAGGAACAGAGACAAUGAAGGGCAGACUCACAUGCCUAAACACCCAAUGGUGUUUGAAUCCGGUGAUGAGCAUGUGGAUUUGUUUUGGCGAUGAGACCUCGAGCCUCUAUCACAUAAUCAUAGCAUGUCAGUGUGACAUUAAUGUGUAUUAAUUAGUAAAAUUAAAUGUAAAAAUGGACAAAAAAUGUGCAAUAACAACCCAUAUUUUCCUGACAGUGACUCAACUUGUAUGAGUGUGCUUAGACCGUGUUAUGUUUUACCGCUUGUGUGUUGAGGAUUUUGUAGCAAUGUGUGCAGAGGCUGACAUCCCAUUCGAAAAGUUAGCCAAACUACAUCCUUCCCGAAAUAUUGGUCAAAAUUGAUGUAUUGCAUCAAUUAAUGUAAGGAUUUUUGUAAGCAUUUAAUUUACAGACAUUUUAUUCACCGACACAAAAAGCACACACUAUGGUGGUAAAAUAAGCGUAAAAGGAAAAAAAUAGAAUUCCAAAAAUUUUAGUUGGGGGGAAUGAAACAAAAUUUCAGGAAAAAAACUGGUUUCAUAGGGCCUGACUCGUUUACUCAAUAAAUAGCACUCAAUGUCAACACUCAGUUUCAAUUUGGCUAGGAUAGGUUUUGCCUGUGUAGACUGCAUUUAAAGAAACAACAUAAAAACCAGAAAGUUUCCAAUGGGUGAAAAACAAGCAAUUUGAUAGAAGAUGGAAAAUCAUUCAGAACCAUUGCACAAACAUUGGACUGAGGCAGUACAGCCACCCCGUGUUUAUCGUGAUUAAGUGGUUCCAGAUCGUGAUAAGUGAAUUUCCGCAAAGUAGAAUUCCUUUUUCAUAAAUUUUCAUAAUUCAAGCAUAGAAAACCUGUUUACGACCUUCUAAAUACGAUUUUUAAGAUUAUUAGAGCCCUCUAUACAUGAAAUAACACCCUAUAGUCACCUUUACACACGUAAUACCCAAUAUUGUUGACAUAUAAGAAGAGUCCAUACGACAUAAUAUAGAUUCACACGUUAGCAUUGGAAGAGUUUCUUGUGUUUUUACUUCCGGGACUUCUUGCGGUGGCUAAUGUAACUCUACCAGCGUAGAAUACUACGUAUCAACGUAUCUUUCAAUGUGUUUUCUGAGUGCCUUAUAUUUGUAUUUUGGCUCAUUUAAUCAUUUUUAUGCAUGAAAAUGCUUAAUUUAGCCCAAACAUACAUACAAAUUGCUUAAACAUGCAUAUUUUUUUUACUAAUAAUAGGCCUUAGUCAACCAAGUAACAGUGAUGAUUCAGUAAUAUAUUUUGAAAAAAGUGUGAAGCCGCAAAAUUUAAAGCGCAAAUUAUGGAGGGAUGAUUGUACUGCAUUUAGAGGUGAAAACGACAUGUAAACCAGAGAUAACCAUUUACUGUUACUACAUUAUUUACUGGAGACUUCAUGAACAAAAGUACAAUGCAAACCUCUCAUUAGCAACAAGAAAAGGAAAAAGCCAGGCUGGAAUUUGCCAAAAACUACAGAGAUGAGCCUCAAAAAUUCAUAUUCAUAUUUUGAUGUCAAACCCAAAUCUUUUCUGUCAACAGCAAAAAUAUAGAAUUUACCUCACUGUUCCAAUACCCAUGUGUUCUUGCUAUAAUAAGAAGAGUUGGAAAGAGCAGCAAUAACAACACAUGAAAGACCCGGCAGACUGCUUCUCAGCAGUCUACGUGCCAAACCCAAGGUUUGUAUGAUCACAGCCAUCUGACAGCCGCUCAACAGCCAACACACACAAA
This is a messenger RNA of Dunckerocampus dactyliophorus (ringed pipefish), 10403 nucleotides long. It is a transcript of the gene mxd1, whose product is annotated as MAX dimerization protein 1. The record is from RefSeq and is a predicted model, not a curated record. Gene Ontology annotation, molecular function: RNA polymerase II cis-regulatory region sequence-specific DNA binding; DNA-binding transcription factor activity, RNA polymerase II-specific; protein dimerization activity. NCBI's taxonomy places the organism in Eukaryota, Metazoa, Chordata, Actinopteri, Syngnathiformes, Syngnathidae. The coding region runs from base 548 to 1336 and encodes 262 amino acids. Gene Ontology annotation, biological process: negative regulation of transcription by RNA polymerase II. The transcript has 7 exons.